This is a messenger RNA of Schistosoma spindalis, 1186 nucleotides long. The record is from the annotation of a GenBank genome assembly. NCBI's taxonomy places the organism in Eukaryota, Metazoa, Platyhelminthes, Trematoda, Strigeidida, Schistosomatidae.
AUGGCGAUAUCCAAUAUUGUUUCAGAUGUUGGAGUUCUUCUUCUUAGAAUUUAUGUUCUUGUCGUUUGGAAUAUAAUAAUACUAUAUCAAAUCCUGCGUAAAAGAAGAGACUGUUGGAUUCGCAUAAAUGACCUGCGUGUAGUUCAUGAGAAUCAAGGCUUCUUAGUUAUAAAUAAGCAUCCUGAGUUACUUAUAAACUGCACAACCCCAUGGAUUAACUGUUUAACUCUACAAAUGCAGUUGUUCUACAACCGUCCACACUAUGUUAACUGGAAACUGAAAAAUAUGUUUCAUUUUGUCCAUCGACUCGAUUGUCCAACAAGCGGUUUAAUAUGCAUUGCUUAUGAUACAAAAGUUGCAAGUAUGAUUAGGCGUGCAUUUGAGAAAAGAGAAGUCAAGAAGUAUUAUUUAGCUAUAGUUUGGGGAUAUGUUGGGUCAAUUUGUGACUCAGAUUUAUCAUCAUCAUUCGUCAAACAUGAAUCAAAACUCGUACAUCAUAUCCAAAUGCCAAUUGGUUCAUUUCGAUAUAUUUGGCCAAACACUGGACGCAAACAAAAGAUAAUUGUUCCUAUUACACAUCCAGAAUGUCAUAGACCACGUGAAUCUUUAACAACAGUUAUUGUUUUGGACUAUGGCAAACUAAUGGGUGAACCAGCCACACAUGUGCUUCUUAUCCCUAAAACUGGUCGUCGUCAUCAAUUACGUGUACAUUGUGCAAUUGGUCUCGGUCAUCCAAUCGCUGGUGAUAUCACCUACGUUCGUCGUCCAUUCGAUCAUCCUAAUAUCGUUUACCUGAAUGACGUUUAUACAAUGCAUAAUGUUAACUUGGAUUAUAAAUUAAAACAUAUGAUGCUACAUGCAUAUACUAUGAAAAUAAAUUUACAAGUAAACAGUAGAGAGAAGAUUGAUAAUGUAUGUGCUAACAAGCGUUCGUAUCAAUUGCCUGAAGAGAAAGAAUAUCAAUUUCAAACAAAUAAUAAUCCAUUUUUCAAUCUAAAUGAUGCUUAUCUAUGGCAGAAAGAUGAAGAAAGUGAAAAGAUGAUGAUGAUGGCAAUGGGGCAAAGAACGACUCUCCAUACAUUGGAAGAAUAUAUACUGAACAAUGCUUAUUAGGAAAUUUAUGGUUCUAAAUGAGUUGUAAUGUGUGUAUGUGUAAAUAAACCUGUCAGAUUCUAUUAUUUUGCAU